This is a messenger RNA of Nomia melanderi (Alkali bee), 3380 nucleotides long. Its product is annotated as Monocarboxylate transporter 1. Gene Ontology annotation, molecular function: monocarboxylic acid transmembrane transporter activity. NCBI's taxonomy places the organism in Eukaryota, Metazoa, Arthropoda, Insecta, Hymenoptera, Halictidae. The record is from RefSeq and is a predicted model, not a curated record. Gene Ontology annotation, biological process: transmembrane transport; monocarboxylic acid transport.
UAAAUUUACAUGAUAGUUUUUAUUAAAACCGAUUAAUUGAUUAUAAUUUCAUUUUAUUUAUUGCCAAUUAUAAAUGUCACCAAUUAAUUUUUUAUCGAUUAAUUGACUGCAAUCGGUUUCGAAUGAAUUGGCAACGCUGUUUAUCUGUGACUAUUGCGGCAGUCGAAAUAUUAAUUUAAGUAACAACAUUCGCUAUCGUACGCUGAAUGCAUGCGUGUUUGUGACAGUUAAGGAUUUCGUAUUUUGCAUGAAAAACAAUACAAACGAAAACGUGCGCGAUUCGUUAUAUAAAAUCUUACUUCACGUAACGUUCGGAAAAUCAAUAAAUCCCGUUUAAUUGGUUUCACGGUAAUAUGUACUAAUAGAAUAUUGGAAAUGUAAAACUGUUUGUUUUCAACAAUUAAUCGCACUGUCUAUACUUUGGCGAGAGCAACGUAAACGCUCUAUGAUUUCUAUUGUUCCAUAGAGUCAUACAUUUUUCAUAUAAACAAUUCGCAAUCUAUUAAUCGAGAUGCGAAUCUAUUAACACGUUGACUGCCACAAAAAAUAUCAGCGUUUUAUGUAUCACCUAUCCUUUCUAUAGCAAAGAUACAAAGCAAGAAUUAUUAAUUCUUUGAUACGAAAAUUCUUAUAUUACCCUAUUAUCUAGUUAUUUACGUUACGGAAAAUUUGUAUUCGAAAUUAAUGACCCUCCGAGUCAUAAUUGUUUUCUUGUAAUUUGAAAGCUCCGAUCAUCGGUGACUGCCAUGGCAGUCAAAGUGUUAACGCAUUCCUGCAGUUUAUAUUUUCUGUGGAAGAAUUCUUUAAAAUGUCUUCUUCGGUUUUAAACUAGCAGUGUUUCAAAAAAUUGCCGAAACUUCGAAAUAAAUUUAAUCUGAUGGAGAUGAGCUCGACGCAUGGAGAGAUACAGUUAUCAUUGUAUCCUCCUUAGAACAAAAUUUGUUUAACAUAUACUCGUUGUUCCUAUUUAUCAUGGCAAUGGACGUUCCCCAUUUAUUUUCAAAAUAUCACGUACAAAGGAACGAGAAAAAGUACCACCCCUUAUAUCCUCUUCUAAAGCAAGAAAAACAAGGCAAGAACGAUUAAACUGAGUCAUUUCCUCUGCUUGUACAUCAUCGUUGUUCCAAACAAAGCUUGUACGAAGUCUGUCAGGUUUCUAGGAACUUACUAUCUACGAAUAACGACGAUAGAACGACAGAGAAAAAAGUAACGGUCGAGAUCAUCAACUUUCUUUGGUAAUGUGGAACUCUGAACCGUGGCGCGCGGGCAAACUUAUUGAUGACUCGACGAUCCCAUUUUCAAAACAGCGUGUAAUCAAAUGCGGAAAUUAACCAGCGUAUAAUAUAAUCGUGCGUAUGGGGGAAAAUGAUGAUACUUAUCAAUGUUUAAUUACUCGAUGGAAAAGAACGAUCUUACGAUUGGCAUUUCGCUCGUCCACGUGCAUUGUUUAGCAAAUGUUCAUGCAUACGUGAUCUCUGUUUCCAGUAAAUUUAUUUAUUCAACACGCCGAUUAUUUUGUGUCUUACUGAUGCACGAGUAUUAAAGUCAAACGAUCUCUGUAAAUAUUUAUGUUGAAGUGUUGCAAUCGUCGUUGGAAGUCACGAAAAAGGAAAACAGGCAAUUUUCAUCAGUCACAGUACAUGUAUAAUGUUGUACUCAUAACGGAUGGUAUGACGUAUUCCUUUGGUGUUUUUUACUUGGAAUUCCUGUAUUAUUUUGAGGAAGGAAAAGGUGCGACAGCAUGGAUCGCGUCGAUAUUGGUAGGAGUCACGUUGUGUUCAGGUCCGAUAUCGGGCUCUUUUGUGAACAAGUUUGGAUGUCGAGCAGUAACUAUAGCUGGAUCCAUAUUAGCAAGCGCCUGCUUAUUGGCAAGCAUGUGGGCCCGUAACAUUAUUACACUAUAUUUUACAAUCGGCAUUGGUACAGGUUUUGGUUUUGGCCUGAUCUAUUUGCCGGCGAUCGUAAGCGUAUCGUGUUAUUUUGAAAAGUAUCGUUCACUUGCUACGGGAAUCGCAGUGUGCGGCUCCGGUUUAGGUACUUUGAUUUUCGCCCCGUGUUUAGAGUAUUUAAUAGCGAUAUACGGAUGGCGAGGAACAAUCAUGCUCUGUUCUGGGAUAGUUUUAAAUUGUGUCAUUCUCGGGUCACUCUUCAGACCACUUGAAGCUAAGAAAUUACAGAAGAGAAGUUCUCCAGAGGAUGCCUCCCAGAUAAAUAUUGUUAAUGAAAAUUCAAAAUCACAAGUGGUCACAUUUCAAAAGGAAAACAACCGUGUUGGUGUAGUAUCCACCAUUAGUCAGCCUACUUUAAUACUAAAAGAUGGAUUGCAUGAAGAAAGUUUGAGAGAUACCAAAAACAAAAUUCCAGAUUUAACACAAAUGUAUACGGAAGAAAGGGUUUAUAUUCGUGGAUCUUUGCCUAAUUCUGUGGAAUAUGCAACAGAUAAUAUAGAGAUUAAAGGUAAUUGCGAAGAGAAGAUAAGUAAUCUUCAAGAAAUACUGGAUAUUUCUAUAUUUAAAGACCCAGUAUUUGUUUUAUUUACCUUUUCCAACUUCUGCACCAGUAUUGGAUUCAAUAUACCAUAUGUAUAUAUAUUGCCCCAAGCUGAGGAACACGGAAUUAAUAAAAAAGAUGCAAGUUAUCUUCUUGCGAUAAUUGGAAUCGCUAAUACGGUGGGUCGUAUAGUAUUAGGAUAUAUAUCCGAUAAACCAUGGGUUAACCGAUUAUUAACGUACAACUUAUGUCUUACCAUAUGUGGUCUUUCAACGAUUCUUAGUACAGAAUGUACGUCAUUCGCAACGUUCGCAAUUUAUUCCUUUAUAUUUGGAUUUACAUCCGGCGCUUAUGUAGGCCUUACAUCUGUACUUUUAGUAGAUUUACUGGGUUUGCACCGUCUUACAAACACUUUUGGUUUACUUUUGUUGUUUCAAGGUUUUGCAUCACUUUUAGGACCGCCUAUUGCAGGAUGUCUAUACGAUGCACUUGAAACUUAUAAUCCUGGAUUCUUUACCGCUGGUGCCAUGAUUACUAUUAGUGGAUUAAUAUUGUUCUUCAUACCUUUAAUUAAAAAAAAAGUACAACGUAAUGUAAGCAGCAAACGAAAAAGAAAUAUAAUAAAUAAUGAAACUGCCUAAAAUGACUUUAUUAACACAGAUGAUCAUUAUUGUUUUAAUUUUAUUGAACACCAUUAACUUCAAAUUUAUCAUACUCGUUUAAGGUAACAAAUACAGUCUUAUGAAUUUUAAUGUAUUUCUUAUUUCACGUACAUUUACAAAACGUGUAAAACAGAAAUAACUAAAUCAGUCUUGUUCAUAAACAAAACUCUCCGAGCGAUUUCUUGAACAUUUUCCGAGUAAUUAUUACAUAUGAUUAGAUUUAUAUUU